This is a messenger RNA of Terrapene triunguis (Three-toed box turtle), 2062 nucleotides long. RefSeq names its product hydroperoxide isomerase ALOXE3-like. Gene Ontology annotation, molecular function: iron ion binding; protein binding; oxidoreductase activity, acting on single donors with incorporation of molecular oxygen, incorporation of two atoms of oxygen. Lineage: Eukaryota; Metazoa; Chordata; Testudines; Emydidae. The record is from RefSeq and is a predicted model, not a curated record. Bases 1 to 2007 code for a protein of 668 amino acids. The transcript has 15 exons. Gene Ontology annotation, biological process: lipid oxidation; linoleic acid metabolic process.
AUGCUUGGAGUUUUCAUGGAGGGCCUCAAGAUCUGGUGCAUGGGGCUGGGUCAGCAAGUUGGGUGGAGAUCAGGCUAUGCAGAGGUACCUGAAGCUGCAGCCAAACCGGUAAACCUUGGCCUCUACCUCCAGGCUAACGAAAGGCAGGUGGUGGAGGAGUUCAAGCUGUGCUGCGGGCGCUGGCUGGGGGACAUCAUCCUGGUGCGGCUCCACAAGGAGCCCUAUUCCUUCUACCCCACCGACAACUGGUACUGCAGCUUCGUGGAGGUCGUCUCCUCCCAAGGCCAGCGCUACCAUUUCCCCUGCUACCAGUGGGUCGAGGGCUACCGCAUACUGGAGCUGCGGGAGGGCAAAGGCCAGAUGGUUUGCGGUGAUGCUGAUUCCCCAUUGCUGCUGGAGCAGCGGCAGGCUGAGCUGAAGCACUGUCAUGAGUGCUAUGGGUGGAAGGAGUUUGCCCCCGGGGCGCCCCGAUGCCUAAAUGUGGACAACAUCAUUGAGCUGGACUGUAACAGCAUGUACUCCUUCACCAAGAGCACCAACGUCCUGCUGCGUGGGGUGAACGCGCAGGUGGAGCUGCAGCUGAAGGGUUUCCUGAGCUGCACCAACUCCUGGGCAAAGCUGGCCGACAUCAACAAGGUUUUCUGCUUCAACAAGACCCCGAUCACAGGGUACGUGCGGGCACACUGGCGAGAGGACACGUUCUUUGGGUACCAGUUCCUGAACAGGGUCCACCCGGUGGUGAUCAGGCGCUGCACGGAGCUCCCCUGCAACUUCCCUGUCACAUCGGCCAUGGUGGCCUCCUCCCUGGGGGAGAGCACCAGCCUGCAGGACGAGCUGGAGAAGGGGAACAUCUUCCUCGCUGACUAUAAAAUCCUGGAGGGCGUCCCGGCCAACACGAUCAACGGCUACCAGCAGUACAUCGCUGCGCCCCUCUGCCUGCUGCACCUGCAGCCCUCUGGGGAGCUUGUCCCUGUGGCCAUCCAGCUCAGCCAGUGCCCAGGCCCCACCAGCCCCAUCUUCCUGCCCAGCGACUCCGAAUGGGACUGGAUCCUGGCCAAGACCUGGGUGCGCAAUGCCGAUUUCCUGAUGCUCAAGGCUGUCAGCCACCUGCUGCUCACCCACCUGAUCAACGAGGCCUUCGCCCUGGCCACCCUGCGCCAGCUGCCCAUCUUCAAGCUGCUGAUGCCCCACACCCGCUACACGCUGCACAUCAACAUCCUGGCCAGGAACCUGCUACUCAAACGGGAAGGGAUUUUUGACAGGGGCGUGAGCAUGGGACACAAAGGGGUCAGCACACUGAUAGCCAAGGCCAUGAAAUGCCUGACCUACGACUCCCUGUGCAUCCCGGACGAUGUAGAGGCCCGCGGGGUCGGCUCCAUCGCCAACUACUUCUACCGGGACGACGGACUCAAGAUCUGGUCGGCCAUCGAGAGCUUCGUCUCCGGCAUCACCAGACACUAUUACCGCAGCGACGCCCACAUCCUGGCCGACUGUGAGCUGCAGGCCUGGGCAGAUGAGAUCUUCCGUGAAGGCUUCCUGGGGAACCAGGCAUCCAGCUUCCCCUCAUCCCUGCAGAGCAUCCCUGAGCUCAUCAAGUACCUGACCAUGUGGAUCUACUGCUGCUCGGCCCGGCACGCCGCCCUCAACAACGGGCAGUAUGAGCUCGGAGCUUGGAUGCCCAACUUCCCGGCCACCAUGAGACACCCCCCACCCCAGGCCCAGGGCACCACCUCCCUGGAGAGCUACCUGGACACCAUCCCGGAGGUCAACAGCACCAGCCUCAUCGUCUUCACCCUCUGGGUCAUCUGCUGCAAGCCGGGGGACUCGAGAUCCCUGGGCACGUACCCUGACGAGCACUUCACGGAGGAGGAGCCCAAGCGGCUGAUCGCAGCCUUCCAGGGGCGCCUGGCCCAGAUCUCCCAGGAGAUCCAAGAGAGGAACAAAUCCCUGCCCAUCCCCUACCGCUACCUGGAUCCCCACCAUAUCAAGAACAGCACGUCCAUCUGAGCUCGACCGGCGAGCCCCAGGGAUGGGCACCAUGCGGCCGCUGGCAACUCUGUCC